UGCGGUAACUGUUGGUAACAGAACAAUGAGCUGCGGGCUGGGCUGGCUGGAUAGGAGGUGCUGCUGGCCUCCUGGGUGCCCGGAUGGCCUGGGCCCCUGACCAUCUGGCCCGCGCCUUCAGACACUCAACGCGCGUAGUCAGUGUUCCGGAAACUGCCCUGGAGAUCAGCCUCAGGAUGUUAUUGUUAUUGACUGCAAAUGUCUCUGUAUUUUUGCUCAGUGGAAUGUGGCUUGACAGAUUAAUUAUAUGUUAUCAGGCAGUUGAAGAUCAGCUAAAGAUAUGUGGCCACAAGAGGGAUGCUGAUGUCUUUGAGCUGUUCCUUUCUCAAAAGGAACUGACGGAAGUCAUUGAUCUCUCUAGGUUUAAAAAAUUAAAAUACUUAUGGCUACAUCACAAUAAGCUCCAUGGAAUAACAUUUCUAACUAGAAACUAUUGUCUGACAGAACUAUAUCUAAACAACAAUGCCAUAUUCGAGAUAGAAGGCCUGCACUCUCUACCUUCAUUGCAUAUCCUCCUGCUACACCACAAUGAGCUAACGGACAUUGACGCAACAGUGAAGGAAUUAAAGGGAAUGCUCAAUCUGAAGAGCCUAAGUCUCUACCAAAACCCUUUGUGCCAAUAUAACCUGUACCGUUUAUAUAUAAUCUACCACCUUCCAGGAGUAGAGUUGCUUGAUCGAAAUCAAGUUACAGAGAAGGAAAGAAGAUCAAUGAUCACCAUUUUUAAUCACAAAAAGGCUCAUAUUGUUCAAUCAAUAGCAUUCAGAGGAAAAGUAGAUGCCUCCUGGAAUCCUAGAUCACCGUUUAAGCAAAAACCAGCUCAGAGAAUACCUCCAGAUUUUUCAUUUGCGAAUAAUGUAGACAAAACUGUGUUUGAUGACCCAGAAGAUGCUGUAUUUGUAAGGUCCAUGAAGAGAUCAGCUAUGGCUAUUACCUCCCUCAACUGGGACACAGUUCCAACACGAGAGGAAAAAUACCUUGAUGAGAAAGGCACAGAAUCUGCUCAAAUGCUCACCAUUACACUGAGAUAAACCCUGGUAUCUGUAGAAAGCCUAGUGGUUUCCAGUUCUUCAUUAAACUUCUCUGUGAUUAAGUA
Molecule: messenger RNA, 1096 nt
Organism: Panthera uncia (snow leopard)
Lineage: Eukaryota; Metazoa; Chordata; Mammalia; Carnivora; Felidae
Gene: LRRC72
Product: leucine rich repeat containing 72
Exons: 9
Coding region: 84-1031 (315 amino acids)
Molecular function (GO): protein binding
Source: RefSeq, a predicted model, not a curated record